CGUUUCCUGCGUUUCCUUUGAAUUAGAGGCUCAUUACCUAAGCAUCCAGCUGCUGUAUGUGUUUUAUUGGUGAUCAGACUUUGCAGAAAAACGACACCUGAGCCAAAAUAACCAGCGUUGAGCUGCUGAGUCCAUAUCCAGCCUCCUGCUCAGAUCAGCCUCGAGCCGAAGCUUCGAAACUUGCAGAAUCGAGGCGGCGCUAAAGCUGCAGCGGAGGGUCGCUGCGCAUAUUAGUCAUUUUUAUCCCGGGGAAGCCCAGAAAGCUGGAAACAAAAAACCGCUGCCAGGAGUUUUCGGGUUUUUUUUCUUUUUAGGAUGGAUUCAACGAAGGGAGACUCGACUGAACUGGCUGCGACUUUAUUUAGGACUGGGGACAUGGAGAAUGAGAGGAGGAACGCUGCGCAGCGCAACAAGUGGAGCAGGCGAUGGAAAAUCAUUACUGGGGCGCUGCUGCUGCUGCUGCUGCUGGUGCUGCUGGUCUUCCUGGCCGUGGUCCUGUCUCUGAGGAGCGGCGCCGGAGCGGGAGGAGAGGAGCUGUGGCCGGAGGAGCCCACUGAGGACAGUCACUGUCCACCCGGCUUUUCCAGGGCGCCCCUCAUCCUGGUGUCCCUGGACGGCUUCCGAGCCGAGUACCUGAAAGACCACGGCCCCCAGCUUCCCGUCCUCAGCCGGCUGCGAAGCGCCGGGACAACGGCUCCAUACAUGAGGCCUGUUUACCCCACGAAGACGUUCCCAAACCACUACGCCAUUGUGACGGGUCUCUAUCCGGAGUCUCACGGGAUCGUGGACAACAAGAUGUACGACGUGGCCCGAAACGCCUUCUUCAGCCUGAAAACGGACGAGAAGCUCAACCCCGCGUGGUACCAGGGGGAACCGGUCUGGAUCACCGCCAUGCGUCAGAACCUGACGGCGGCCACCUUCUUCUGGCCCGGCUCGGACGUGCCCAUCAAAGACACCUACCCGACGUUCUACAAGCCGUACGACAAGAGCGUGACGUUUGAGACGAGGCUGUCGACGCUGUUCAGCUGGCUCAGUCUGCCCAAGGAGCAGAGGCCGGACUUUUACACUCUGUACCUGGAAGAACCGGACUCAUCGGGACAUUCUUACGGACCAGAGAGUUCACAGGUCGUCACGGCUUUGAAGAACGUGGACCGGAUCCUGGGCCUGCUGCUGGAGGGACUGGCUGAGAGGAACCUGCACCACUGUGUGAACCUGAUGGUCGUGUCGGACCACGGCAUGGAGGAGGCUUCGUGCGAAAAGGCCGCGUUCAUAUCGAACUACCAGGACGACACCGGCGCCUUCACCCUCGUCCAAGGCCCGGCUGCUCGCAUCAGACCCGCUCGCCUCCCCGACGACUUCUUCUCCUUCGACUACGAGGGCCUGGUGCGGAACCUGUCGUGCAGGACCCCUGAUCAGCCAAUGAGGCCGUACCUCAAAGAGAACCUGCCCAAGAGAAUGCACUUUGCCAACAACCAGCGCAUCGAGAGGGGGCACCUUUACAUGAAGCCCGGCUGGCAGGCGGCGCUCAAUCGCAAAGAAAUCAAGUACUGCAGAGGAGGCUUCCACGGCUCAGACAACCUCUUCACCAACAUGCAGGCAAUUUUCAUUGGCUAUGGUCCAGGAUUUAAAAACAAAACUGUGGUUCCCCCGUUUGAGAACAUUGAGCUGUAUAACCUCAUGUGUGACCUCCUCCGUAUUCGCCCCGCUCCCAACAACGGGACCCACGGCAGCCUGAACCACCUGCUGAGGCGCCCCUUCCAUCAGCCGGGGUACCCAGCUGCGCUUUCCUACGAGACCCCCUGCCUGGCCAGCGGCCCCUCCCCCACGGACGACCUGCAGUGCACCUGUGCAUCGCAAACCUCCGCGAUGGAGAGGGACCUGAACAGGCUUCUGAUGUCUUUCAAUACAACCAGUAAAACCGGCGUACAGCGCCUCCAUAGUCCUUUCGGCAUCCCUAAGGUGGUCCAGCAGGGCGCCACCUUUUGCCUGCUCCACCACUCCGACUACCUCAACGGCUUCAGCAAAGACCGCCUCAUGCCCCUCUGGGUGUCAUACACGGUCCGUCCUCUGACCGGAGUCCGACCCACGAGUCCGGAGUCGCAGGCGUGCGUCCGCGCCGACGUCCGCGUCCCGCCGGCCGCCAGCCAGACGUGUGCACGCUACAGAGGCAAUCCUACUCUGACCUACGGCCUCCUGCAUCCCCCCAAUCUGAGUUACGAACGUGAGACGGACUCUUUACUCACGAGCAACAUGGCUCCGAUGUUUCCUGCGUUUAAAGAUGUUUGGAUCCACAUCCACGACGUCCUGCUUCCAAAGUAUUCACGCCAGCUGAACGGGACCAACGUCCUGAGUGGGCCCAUAUUCGAUGUAGACUACAAUGGACAGGUCGAUGCGCUUAGAAGCCUCUCAGGGAACGAGGCCCCGGUGCCGACACAUUUCUUCCUGAUCCUGAGCAGCUGCGGGAACUCGACCUUUGGCCCCCUGAGCUGCGAAGGCCGGCUGAGGGCCAGCGCCUUCAUCCUGCCCCACCGGCCCGAUCACACAGAGAGCUGUGCUAACGGGUCGGACCUGUCGUGGGUGGAGGACUGGCUGAAGUUUCACGCCGCCCGGGUUCGCGACGUGGAGCUCCUGACUGGGCUCAGCUUCUACAACAACAGAAUAUCCGUGGAGGAGACGCUGCAGCUCAAGACGUUCCUACAGACUCCCUGACGAUGGGACGGGUCCACAGCGAGCAGCCGUUUCCACAGGAAGCCACGGCGAUCCCACGCGGACGCAGCAGGGGCCGCGCGUUUCCUGUCUUCAGACCAAAGUCACCUGACGCCAAGUCCGUCCGCAUCAAAGCAAAUGAGUGCGAAAGCCAUGAAUUUGUGUGCGUGUGUGUGUGUGUGUGUGUGUGCGUGACUGAAGGCUCUUUAAUCUGUUGGAUGGUUUGAUUCUUCACAUUUGAGGGUCUGUUUUGUGCCUUGAGAUCGAUUUGUACAUCUGUGGAGCUGUUCUUCAUAAUCACUGAUGGAUAUAUUUGUUUGUGAGGAUUCAUGUUUAUGUUUUGUUGCCAAAGGUUUUUUCAAUGUGACACUUAUGGACAAAUACAGGUUCUUAUAAAAACUC
Molecule: messenger RNA, 3108 nt
Organism: Betta splendens (Siamese fighting fish)
Lineage: Eukaryota; Metazoa; Chordata; Actinopteri; Anabantiformes; Osphronemidae
Gene: enpp1
Product: ectonucleotide pyrophosphatase/phosphodiesterase 1
Exons: 23
Coding region: 316-2709 (797 amino acids)
Biological process (GO): ATP metabolic process; regulation of bone mineralization; negative regulation of fat cell differentiation
Cellular component (GO): cell surface
Molecular function (GO): nucleic acid binding; phosphodiesterase I activity; dinucleotide phosphatase activity
Source: RefSeq, a predicted model, not a curated record